UUAAUUAAUUUAAUAGUAGAAGCUUGGACCUUCUACAGUGGCAAUGCGAAGGAUUACGUGUCUUAUAUGAGAAUUCCUGUACAUCAAUGUGUUGGAAUGCGAUAAAGAUGAGCCGCUUACGAAUAUUCUGGCCUUCAGUAAAUAAUAUGAAGGUUAAUAUGUCAACUAACUCACUUUCUAAAAACCAUUAUGAAACCCUUGAACUGAAGCAAUCUGCUACACAUAAUGAAAUUAAGUCUGCAUAUUACAAAUUAACUAUGCAAUAUCAUCCUGACAAGAACAAGAGUGAUUUUGCCAAGGAGAAAUUCAGAAACGUUGCAGAAGCUUACGAGGUUCUUGGUAACCAGCAUUCACGUAAGGCCUACGACCGCAAAAUUACAGUCAGGAAAACAGGGUUGUCACCACAAAGGGGUCCUGUCAUCAUUAAACCCCCAACAAUGAAUAUCUAUAAAACCAGGAUGGCCACAAACACUGAUGCCUCUAAUAUGUUUGAUACAGGCUAUAACUACGAAGAGUGGAUACGUGCUCGUUAUACAGCAAAUUUCAGACGCCGUCAACAAGCAACUGGAAGAUUAGGAAACAUGAUACAUGAAGAAGAUAAAAAGUCACCAUCAAUGUUAAUCGGUUGUACAAUAUUUGGUAUAAUGUUCGUAAUAUUAUUAUGUCUUCAAACAACCAGUAACUAUGAUGUCCCUGCUCACUCAUCUAAAACUAAGUCAUCACUUAAAAAUACAGAAAAUGGAUCUAUUGGGAAAGAUUAGGUGACUUUUGAAUAGUGUGUGUAUCUCACAAACAUAGUGAUAUUAUGUACCUCAUAGAUAUUUAUUGAAAAUGUAGCCUGUACAUAGUUGAGUGACAGAAUUUUAGUAAUAGGAAAAAUAAAAAUAUUUUAUUUUACCACA
This is a messenger RNA of Cephus cinctus (wheat stem sawfly), 902 nucleotides long. Its product is annotated as dnaJ homolog subfamily C member 30. The coding region runs from base 87 to 761 and encodes 224 amino acids. The record is from RefSeq and is a predicted model, not a curated record. Lineage: Eukaryota; Metazoa; Arthropoda; Insecta; Hymenoptera; Cephidae. The transcript has a single exon.